AUGCUUGCUACAAUGCUCUCUGCUGGAGCUGCAGCAUUUUGCAGCUGCCUGGCCCUUGAUACUGCAACAGCUCUUCGCGCACAAUGCACUGAGCAAUACUUUAGUUCAAUACUCCCGGAAGGCGCAUCCACCAUUGAAGCUGCCAAAAUCUCUGCGGGUGAUAGUUUUGGUCAAGGAGCCGCCGACACCGCAUACCCUUAUAAUGCCACCAACUUGCCCGCCUCGUGUGGGAUCAUUGUCAACGGGACUUCCUCGGCAACAUCUGCUUAUACAUUCGGUCUCAUUCUGCCCGACAACUGGAAUGAGCGAUUCAUGGCCGGAUUUGCUACCAUGUCCACAAACACUGGUCACAACUCCACACUCCAGAACAUGAAUUGGGCUUUGAAUAAUGAUGAGUCCAAGAAAGACUGGGGUUACCGUUCUUUGCACGGUUCGACUGUUAUUGCCAAGCAAAUCACUGCCGAUUAUUACAAGAGUAAAGUCUCAUACUCUUACUACGCCGGCUGCUCGACUGGAGGCAAGCAGGGAAUGAAAGAAGUUCAGCGAUUCCCGGAGGACUUUGAUGGUGUGGUUGUGGGUCCCCCCCCCCCCCCCCUGGUGGUCCACACGCCAGCAGGGCUGGUAAAUGCGACUAGCAGCAACAAGUCCUUUUGUCUUACAGCCCCCCAGAUCCGCACUCUGGAGGCUCUAUAUAGACCUCUUGUUGACGUCAACAACACAUGGAUAUACCCCAGCUUUGGCCUCGGAUCUGAGGACCAAAUGACCAGCUCCUUUGGAGAUGUUGGCACCAACGCCCCUAGUCUCUAUGGUUCAGAGUACUACGCCAAGUACGUUUUGGACAACGCAGACUGGGAUUGGCAUAACUACGAUUAUAGCGUCAUUGAGCUUGCUGAUGCUCUGAAUCCUGGUGAUACCAACGCAGGCAACUUUGAUCUGUCUGAGUUCCGUGCCAGCGGCGGCAAAUUGCUUCACUACCACGGUCUUGCCGAUGGCCUCAUUCCUUCUGGAGCAAGUGAGUACCUCUACCAGCAGUAUCUCUCCACGAUGAAUGAGAAGAAUCUUCCUCUGGAUGACUUCUACCGAUUCUUUUUGAUUCCUGGUAUGCAGCAUUGCUCGGGAUCUAUCAACGAUGCCCCGUGGUACAUUGGUGGCUUCCAGACUCUCACUGAUACUGUGGGAGUUCCUGGCUACCAGGACCGGGAGCACGAUGUUGUUCGUGCGCUUAUGGACUGGGUUGAGAAAGGCGUUGCUGUUGAGAAGAUUGUUGCGACUAAGUUCAAAAAUGAUGACCCAACUGAGGGUGUUGUGCGACAACGGCCUCUUUGCCCGUACCCAAAACAGGCUGUCUAUAAAGGAAAGGGUGAUCUUAAUGAUUCAGCAAGCUGGAACUGUGAAGCGUAA
This is a messenger RNA of Penicillium longicatenatum, 1401 nucleotides long. Its product is annotated as ferulic acid Esterase/Feruloyl esterase. NCBI's taxonomy places the organism in Eukaryota, Fungi, Ascomycota, Eurotiomycetes, Eurotiales, Aspergillaceae. The transcript has 3 exons. The record is from RefSeq and is a predicted model, not a curated record. The coding region runs from base 1 to 1401 and encodes 466 amino acids.